Knipowitschia caucasica is the source of this 585-nucleotide messenger RNA. Lineage: Eukaryota; Metazoa; Chordata; Actinopteri; Gobiiformes; Gobiidae. The record is from the annotation of a GenBank genome assembly.
AUGAGCUUCCUCCGCAGAGUGGCUGGGCGCUCCCUUAGAGAUAGGGAGGAAUUUAGCCAUCCUGUUGAAAGUCUGGCCCUGACUGUGGAUGAGGUCAUCAACGUGCGCCGUGUGCUUGUCAAGGCCGAGAUGGAAAAGUAUCUUCAGAGCAAGGAACUGUACAACAACUUGAAGAGAGGCAAAGUGUGCUGCUGUUGUCGAGUGCGCUUCCCUCUGCUCUCAUGGCCCUCCUGCUGCCUGUUCUGCAAGAGGUCCGUGUGCAGUGCCUGUAGUGCCAAGAUGAAGAUCCCGUCCAAAAAGAUGGCCCACAUCCCAGUGUACGCUGUAGGCUUUCAUGCUGCACCCAAAGACCAAGGACACAAGAGCCAAGUGCUCAAGUGUGAGCACAGUGUAUGUCUGGAGGAAGAGUUCCCUCAGCUCUACACUCACGGUUGCAGCCUGCGCGACGUCUGCUCCGACUGCUCCAAUUUUGUGGCUGACGUGGUCUGGUCCAGCCGCCGCAGUCUGCACGUCCUGAACACGCCCAAGAGAGAACCCAGGACUGACGUUCUGUCUGAACGUGCCCAAGAGAGAACCCAGGACUGA